This is a messenger RNA of Lepidothrix coronata (blue-crowned manakin), 1963 nucleotides long. It is a transcript of the gene DTWD1, whose product is annotated as DTW domain containing 1. The transcript is spliced from 6 exons. Gene Ontology annotation, cellular component: nucleus. Bases 362 to 1381 code for a protein of 339 amino acids. Gene Ontology annotation, biological process: tRNA modification. The record is from RefSeq and is a predicted model, not a curated record. Gene Ontology annotation, molecular function: tRNA-uridine aminocarboxypropyltransferase activity. Lineage: Eukaryota; Metazoa; Chordata; Aves; Passeriformes; Pipridae.
GGAGCUCAUGGCACCCCACACACCCCCAGAGCUUCACACAACCCCCGAGGUGUCCGGACCGAGGUCCGGAGUUGCCCCGGAGUUGCAGCUGGAAUGUGGAGAGAACCCUCCAGCAGCAGCGAUUUAUCCGGGGUUUGGAGAUCAGGUGUAGAUGGAGUUAUUUACAGUCUUAAAAUGAUGCAGCACAAAGUGCUAAAGGCAGUUUGUAACUACUGCAGGCUGUGCAGGCUGCUGACUGGGGGCUGCUUUGAAGAUCAGAGAGGACCCUGAGUGAUCUGUCAGAAGGGCUUUACUAAAGCCUGGAGUGACUCUGAGCCUGAGCUCACAGAGCACUAAUUCUGUCUGCACUGGCUGUGGGCACAUGGUCCUGGUUCUGAUGCACCGCUCAGAGUACACGGUGAAACUUCUGCACCAGCUGCAGAGGGUGAGACAACACCUGUGUGGAAGAAAGCCUGGAAAAAACCCACCAAUGCUAACCAUGUCUUUGGGUUCAUCUACACAAGGACCAAAAAGAAGUACUGAGUGUUUGGAAAGCCAAGAACUGCAGACUCCAUCAUCAUUUCAAGAUAACCCUCUUCAACAAUUACAGUUAGCAUCCCAGGAAGUACUGGAAAAGGCAAAAAAGAGUGGCAGAUCAAAAUGCCCCCGAUGCAGUAGUUCAAGGAUGUUUUAUUGUUAUACAUGCUUUGUUCCUGUUGAAACUGUCCCUACCAAAGAAAUUCCAACUGUGAAGUUACCUUUGAAGAUUGACAUUAUCAAGCACCCAAAUGAAACAGAUGGCAAGAGCACUGCUGUGCAUGCAAAGCUCCUGGCACCUGAUGAUGUUACAAUUUAUAAAUACCCUUGCAUUCCAGAAUAUGAAGAAAAGAGACAUGAAAUAGCACUUAUAUUUCCUGGCCCCAAUUCGGUUUCAGUAAAAGAUAUUGCUUUCCAUCUCCAAAAGUACACUAAAAAAGGUGUCUGUAAUAGUGAUGAUGACUGUUCCAAAGAACCAGUUCUUAAGCAAGCAAAAAUAGACCCUAAAGAAGAAAAAAGUCCAAACGAAUGCAUCCCAAGCAGCAGGAAUGAAGGCACUGGACUGAAGAAAAUAAUAUUUAUUGACAGUACCUGGAACCAAACCAACAAGAUAAUAACUGAUGAACGACUUCAAGGGUUGCUACAAGUUGAGUUGAAGACAAGGAAAACUUGUUUUUGGCGUCAUCAGAAGGGAAAGCCAGACACGUACCUCUCCACAAUAGAAGCCAUUUAUUAUUUCCUUGUGGACUAUCAUCAGGAAAUUUUGAAAGAGAACUACAAAGGACAAUAUGAUAACCUGCUUUUUUUCUUUUCAUUUAUGUACACAUUGAUUAAAAAUGCCAAGUGUUGUGCAGGAAAAGAAUAAGAUGUCUGUCUAUAGGUGCAUGACACAACUUUUUUUUGUAGUGAUAAACUGCACAGACAUAACUAGUUUUGUCUGACUGAAAUCUGGAAAUAGAUUGUACAGUGGCUACAGUGUUUGUCCAGAAGUAACUGCAGACCUCAUCCUUCACACUUGAGGUUGUAGAACUACUCAGAUGAGCACUCCAGUCAGAGUUACUUUUUUUGAAAACGGUUACACUUUGCUAGAUCUUGCUGGAUUUCAUCCUACAGGUGUGAUGUGCUCACUGUGAUGAGCACCGUUCCUGAGGUGGGGAUAGGAGGACUUGCCAUAAGGAGUGAUCCCUCUAACUGUAAAAAUGAAUUAACUUGCUAGCUUUUUAUUGUUACUAAUAGUUCAUGUCAGGUGUUUUCUUUUUGUUUUACACAGUAAUAAGGAUUUCACUUUCAUGACAUCAAAAGCUUACAGAAAUUAAUAGGGUGGUAUUUAAUGAGGAGAGUUGCACCAAUACAAAAUGAAAGAGCACAUUAAUUGAAUACAAAUUCUGUACUUUCAAAAUUAAGUCUGGAAAAUUAUUCUAGUAAUAAAAAAAGUGAUCUCUUUAAA